CCCGUUCCACACAGUAGAAUCAAUGAAUCUGGAUGACGUUUUACAUCAUUCCUCCAACCGAUUAAGGGCAUAUUGGUCUUUCUAUAUUCACUACCGGGCGAAUUUUUAACCCCGUUCGCAAAUUCUCCACUUUGUAGCGUUGCCUCGAAGCGAUUUAGAAGAAAGGAGAAUUUUCUUUUGACCAAAACCGAAGAAAGGAGCUGUGAAACAUGGGUGCUUCAGAUAAGAGGGAGGAAGUGCUUCAAGCAUGGUACAUGGAUGAUAGUGAUGAAGAUCAGAGGCUUCCCCAUUACCGUGAGCCUAAAGAAUUUGUAUCCUUGGAUCAACUUGCUGAACUUGGAGUACUCAGUUGGCGAUUGGAUGCUGAUAAUUAUGAAACUGAUGAGGAGUUGAAGAAAAUUCGUGAAGAACGUGGUUACUCCUACAUGGACUUCUGUGAGGUUUGCCCAGAGAAGCUGCCAAAUUAUGAAGAGAAGAUCAAAAAUUUCUUUGAAGAGCAUCUUCAUACUGAUGAGGAGAUUCGUUACUGUGUGGCAGGAAGUGGUUAUUUUGAUGUCAGGGAUCACAAUGAUCAAUGGAUUCGUGUGUGGGUGAAGAAAGGAGGCAUGAUUGUUUUGCCUGCUGGGAUUUAUCAUCGGUUUACUCUGGAUACAGACAACUACAUUAAGGCGAUGCGGCUCUUUGUUGGUGAUCCAAUUUGGACUCCAUACAAUCGUCCUCAUGAUCAUCUUCCUGCAAGAAAGGAGUAUCUUGAAAACUUUUUGCAGAAGGAAGGUGGUGGUCAAGCUGUUGAUGCUGCAGCAUGAAAUUGGCAUUUGCCACUGCAUUGGGUCUUAAAACCUGGUAUAAUAUGAAACCCGAGAUUGGCUUUAACAAACGAGUCUAGGCUUGUCUGCUUGUACUGUGUGGUAUGUGUGGGUUAUUUUGCUUGCCUGUAUGGCUUGUUACGAAUAUUUCUACAUUUUAAUUGCUGUCCAUCCGAUAGGCUCCCGAUGAUCAAGUAUAUAUGUACAUUGCUGGUUGGAUUUCUGCUUCAAAAUGUUUUGGUUUGAAAUAAUUUGUCAAUUUCUCA
Molecule: messenger RNA, 1072 nt
Organism: Durio zibethinus
Lineage: Eukaryota; Viridiplantae; Streptophyta; Magnoliopsida; Malvales; Malvaceae
Product: acireductone dioxygenase 2
Molecular function (GO): acireductone dioxygenase [iron(II)-requiring] activity
Source: RefSeq, a predicted model, not a curated record